Molecule: messenger RNA, 4367 nt
Organism: Galleria mellonella (greater wax moth)
Lineage: Eukaryota; Metazoa; Arthropoda; Insecta; Lepidoptera; Pyralidae
Product: perilipin-4
Exons: 32
Coding region: 252-3344 (1030 amino acids)
Cellular component (GO): plasma membrane
Source: RefSeq, a predicted model, not a curated record
GCAUGAAAAAUGUAUCGUUCGUACCAAGUUUCUGAGUCUGCGUAGCGAGCGAUCUUGUAGAGUCGUAUUCGUAUUUGUACGCAGUUGGCUAGUUGGACCUUGAAGGGUAUUUUCAUCGUACCUUUUUACGACGUAAAGACGUAACUCUUUCUUUAUUGUGAAUCAUUUGUGCGGUAUUUAAAUUAUUUUGUAAUUUUGUGUUAGAAAUUAUCACGUUUGUUCAAACUGUGUGAUUUUUAAAAGCCGUAAAUAUGUUCAGCGGAAUCGCAGGAGCGUUCCGAAGCAUCGGAGAAAAGACCGCGUCUCUCUUCGAUCGCAAGAAGAAGGACGUUGAACAGAUGGCCCAAGAGAAGGCUGAGGAUGCGGCCCACGUGGUCGAGGACCAGGUGAAGAAGGCCGGUGAAGUGAUCGGCGGGGCAUCACAGGCCGCUGAGGGGGCUGCUAACUCAGCCGUUAGCGCCAAGAACUCUGCCAUUGAUGCCCUCGACAAGGAGCUGUCGAAGGUGUCCCUGGCCGCCGGUGAAGCCAAGGACGCCGCAAACAGGGCAGUUGCUGAUGGCAAGAAGGUCGUCGAUACUACUAGAGAUACAAUUGCGACAACGGUGGACAAUACGAAGAGAGCAGCGGAGUCGGCAGUGAACACAGCAAAAGAUAAACUCAGUAGCACAGUUGACAAUACAGUGAGUGCAGCGCAAUCAGCAGUAGACACUGGCAGGAGUUACGUCGACAGCGCAAAAGAUAAAAUUCACGGCACAGUUGAAAGUACGAAAACGGCCGCCCAAACGGCUUAUGACGCUGGUCUGGGGUACGCCACUAGCGCUAAAGAUACAGUCACCAGCACAAUGCAAAAUACUGUAGAUAAUACUCAAAAAGUUACACAAACUACAGCUGAUACCGGCAUAGGUUAUGCCAAAGCAGCUAAAGAUACAGCACAGAGUUCAUUUCAAUCAGCAAUGAAUUCCGCAUAUUCGGCUUAUGGCAUCGGCAAAUCUUAUUUAGAUAGUGCUAAAGAUACUGUAGCGAACACUGUAGAUAGUACAAAGAAAGCUGCUCUGAGCACAAUUGAGACUGGCAAAUCAUAUGUUGAUUCAGCCAAAGAUACCGUACAAAGUACAAUUCAAAGCACCGUUGAUAGUACUAAACAGGCAGCUCAAUCUGCCGCCGACACAGGAAAGAGUUACGUUGACUCAGCCAAAGAUACUGUGUCGAAUAGUGUGCACGCCGCUUUUGAUGUCACUAAAAAUGUCGCGUCGUCAGCUAUUGAGAAAGGAUCUUCAUUGAUCGAAACCACUAGAGACACAGUAGCAAACACAGUUCAAAGCACAGUAGACACAACUAAAAACGUUGCUGCAUCUGCUGUAGAAAAGGGCUCGUCGCUUGUAGGCACUGCUAAAGACACAGUUGCUAGUACAGUACAAAGCACUGUAGACACGACAAAAAAUGUUGCCACCACCGCCGCUCAGAAAGGCACGUCGCUUGUAGACACCGCGAGAGAUACACUAUCGAAUACUAUUCAGAGUACUGUAGAUACCACUAAAAAUGUCGCUGCAUCAGCUUACGACAAAGGUGCUUCGCUGAUAGGAACGGCCAAAGAUACCGUAACAGGAACUGUAGAUGAUACCAAAAAUGUAGUUACAUCGGGAGUUGAUAAGGGCACAUCAUAUUUAGGAUCUGCAAGAGAUUCUGUAGCGAACACAUUUCAAAAUACUUUAGAUACCACUAAAAGUGUCGCUGCAUCAGCUUACGAUAAAGGUGCCUCGCUAGUAGGAACAGCCAAAGAUACCGUAACGGGUACUGUAGAUGAUACCAAAAAUGUAGUUACUUCGGGUGUCGAUAAGGGCACAUCGUAUUUGGGAACUGCCAGAGAUACCGUUGCAAACACGUUUCAAAACACCUUAGAUAGCACUAAAAACGUUGCUGCAUCUGCUUAUGGCAAAGGUGCCUCGCUAGUAGGAACUGCCAAAGAUACCAUAACGGGGACUGUAGAUGAUACCAAAAAUGUAGUUACAUCGGGAGUUGAUAAGGGCACAUCGUAUUUAGGAUCUGCCAGAGAUACUGUAGCGAACACGUUUCAAAAUACUUUAGAUACCACUAAAAGUGUCGCGGCAUCUGCUUACGAUAAAGGCACUUCACUAGUAGGAACGGCUAAAGAUACAAUAACGGGCACUGUAGAUGAUACCAAAAAUGUCGUUACAUCGGGUGUUGAUAAAGGCACAUCGUAUUUAGGCACCGCCAGAGAUACUGUUGCAAACACGUUUCAAAAUACUUUAGAUACCACUAAAAGUGUCGCUACAUCUGCUUACGAUAAAGGCGCCUCUCUAGUAGGAACAGCCAAAGAUACAAUAACGGGAACUGUAGAUGAUACCAAAAAUGUAGUUACAUCGGGAGUUGAUAAAGGCACAUCGUAUUUAGGCACUGCCAGAGAUACUGUUACAAAUACAGUCCUAAAUACAGUAGAUACCACUAAGAAUGUAGCUAUAUCAGCUUACGAGAAAGGCAGUUUGGCUGUAGGAAGCGCUAAAGAUUCCGUAACAGGCACAGUACAAAGCACUGUAGAUGCCACAAAGAAUGCUGCAGCCUCUGCAGUAGAUAAAGGCACAUCUUUUGUAGGAGCUGCUAAAGAUACGGUGGUUAACACAGUCCAAACUUCUUUCGAUACCACUAAAAAUGUAGCGGCAUCAGUUUUUGAUAAGGGCACGUCAUUAAUAGGCUCUGCUAAAGAUACCGUAGCAAACACUGUACAGAAUACCAUAGACACGACAAAAUGCGUCGCCGGUGCUGUAGUUGAUAAGAGUGCUGCUCUAGUUGAAACAGCGAAAGACACCUUAACAAGCACAUUCUCUAACACACCUGACGAACCCGAAGAAGAAACUGGCGGUGUUGUUGAAACAGCUAAAGAAUCUAUUCAAAAUGGCAUAGAAAGUGCAAAAGGAGUUACGGAAAAUAUUAAAGAUACGAUCAACACAACAGUAGACACGACGAAGAAGGCGGCAGAAGAUGCGAAAGAGAAGGCCAGGGCUGCUGCCGAGGCUGCCCGGGAAGAAGCCAAGAGAGUGGCCAAUGCAGCGGUGGAAGAGUCCAAGAAAGCAGCGGAGAAGGCGGCAGCGGACGCCAGCAAUGCUGUCCACAGCACGAUUGAUAACACCUUUAAGAGAGUCGAAAAUGCCGCCGACGAGGGACUCAAGAACGCCAGCAAUGUAGUGGACUCUAAGAUCAGGGACACUGAUAAAUACCUCAGCGAGAAGCGAGACACUUUGGUAUCAAACUUCUCGUCUGCAGCGCACGAUGGCGCCGAAAACGCAGCGGGACUCCUCAGCAAAGGGCUGUCCGCUUUCCCCAAGUAGACUAUCGUCCCCACAUUGAACUACUUCUAUUGUGGAAGCUAACAGCAUGACUACAGAUGCAGAUAAUCAGUUUCAGCUUAUAAUUAAAUGUUUAGACAUAAGUGUUUCAAUAUUUUGUCUUUAUUAAUUUUGAGCCACUAAUCUUAUAAUCAUACUGUUAAUUUUCACAAUAUGUAAAUAUUUUCUAAUGCAUCGUUUUAAGUACUAUAUUAUAUACACGUACGUUUGUUCAGUUUCAUUCACGGCCUACAUUUUGUAUGUUUAUUUAUUGCAUUAAGAAUAUUUAUUUAACAAGAGUUAUUCAGAACAAAGAUAAAUUCAAUAUUGAUUUUACCUAAAAUGUUGUGUCCAAUAUUCAUUUCAAAGAGGUAUGAAGUCACAAAUUUUCUAAAUUCUAUUUUUAGUCUGUAGAAUAUAUUUUGUCAUAUAAACGUAUUGUAGAUAUAAUGUAAGAUUAUUUUGUGUUUAUUUUUGCAUUUUAAUGCAUUUCCGAAUAUAAAACGUAAAUGCUUUUAUUUGUAAAUGUUCAAUUUGCACCUUGUACUUGAGUAAAAAGUACUUAUUUACUCAAAAGCUUAGCUUAUACCGUCCACAUAUGGCCUUUUUAUAAAUCUUAUUCGUACAAAGUUCAAUAUUGUCUCUGUUCCUAAUCAAAUGUAAUAUAUAGGCAUAUUUAUGAGCGAAAAUGUGAUACCACUUAAAACAGUUUAUAUUUAUAUAUAGUACACAAGCUGCUUAGCAGAUUAUCUAUAUUUUUGCAAUAUAAAAUCGAAUAGAAAUUAUUUAUUGGUAGAUAUAUUUAUUUUGCAGAUAUAUUGAUGUUAUCAAAUUGUGCUUGUUCUAUAUAGAUGUUUAUGAGUAAUUAAGCUACAAAAUUCUGAUAUUUUAAUGUUUUUUUUUUAAUGUGGUUCAAACUAUAUUUAAUCUACGGAAACUACUUCUUUUUAUGUUCGUAGUGAUUUAAAUAAAUGUACUGUACCUAUCGUCUAUGUGUUAUAUCUUUAUUAAAUGUAUUACAACCUA